This is a messenger RNA of Saccostrea cuccullata (small rock oyster), 5525 nucleotides long. RefSeq names its product helicase with zinc finger domain 2-like. Gene Ontology annotation, molecular function: helicase activity; RNA nuclease activity; miRNA binding. Gene Ontology annotation, biological process: miRNA processing. Bases 93 to 5330 code for a protein of 1745 amino acids. The transcript has 10 exons. The record is from RefSeq and is a predicted model, not a curated record. Lineage: Eukaryota; Metazoa; Mollusca; Bivalvia; Ostreida; Ostreidae.
CCUAGUAUUCAUAAUUGAAGUUAAACAGAAAGUAGGAAUGAGAUAUCUACAUGUGACAGUAUAGUAAAGUCAAUCGCAUAGGUGACAACAAAAUGCCAGGAAAGAGAAAGAAAGGCUUUAAAAGCUCUUUCCGUCAGAAUAGUCAUGCGGUGCAGUUUGGUUCAAGACGAUCAGUAGCCCCAAAUCAGUCUCGACGCAGUUCCGUCUCAGGAUCAGUAUUAGGCGAAGAAGACAAUAGUAGCAUUUUUGCAGAUAGCGACUCGGCCUCUGAGAAUGAUUUUGAAGAAAACGACUUCACGAGUAGUUCUAGAUUUGAAGAAAGCCAGCUGCUUUAUGGUAGGGACGACGAUGAACAUUCUAAGGUUUUACAGCAAGACAUUAUGCAGUAUGGCCUUGAAUUAGCAAACGCAGAUGUCUUCAAAGAGAAGGAAGGUAAACCAUUUUAUGACGAAAUGUCUUCAGAGGAAGUGUUAGAAAGGAAAUUGAAAUCUAAUCCACAUCGGUUUAAACGCUGCAAAUUCAACGUUCAUAAUUCUCACGAAUCUGUGUGCAAAAUCCUCGAUCUGCCCGACGUUGAUGGUUUGGAGGAAAUUCAGAUUUCAGGGCGAUCUAAAGCUGGAAGAGUGUUUAAUGGCGACAUUGUCUUGGUAGAAGUGUACAAUUAUGUGAAAUACAGAGAAGAAUUCAUAGGCCGAUAUCAGAGAGACAUCAAUAGGAACAACAAACUGCACCGAAUAUUUGGAAAAGUAGUCGGUAUUUUCGAGAGGAAGAAUUUCAAAGACAUAGCUCAUCCAGUUUUUGUCUGUGUAUUAGACGAAACUUCGAACUUUCUGAUGAGACCUGUGUGUAAAACAGUUCCAAAACUCAAUAUAAUCCAUGAUUACAAAAAUUCCAACGUUAUUCUUGUUCACAAGUACGACAAAGAAUCAUCCUCAAUUAAAUUUCAGAAACAGUUCAAAAUUGAUCCAAAAAACAUAAAGAAUUUUACAUUCCUUGUCGUGUUUAUCAGAUGGACUGAUUUUCAUCCUUAUCCCUUGGCUGCGGUCAUCAAAGUCAUUAGAAUUGAAGAAAACAAAUCCUCAGCUUUACAAAUUCUUCGACUUCAACACCAGGUGCCCAAAUACUACCAAAGAGAUACUGUUGUCGAGACUGAAAUAACCCUUCGUGCAUUGGACACUGAAAGGAAUUGGAGUGACGAAGGUAGAGAAGAUCUGACUGCUUUGAGAGUUUUUACCAUUGAUCCCACAAAUUCCAAAGAUCUUGAUGAUGCACUUAGUAUUGAAAAGGUUGGUGAAAAUUACCGCAUAGGGGUUCACAUUGCUGAUGUCGGAUAUGUCAUAAAGAAAGAUGAAGCUAUAGAUUUGGAAGCCCAAGAAAGAUCUUGUACCUUUUAUCCAGGACAAGGUGUUAAUCCUUACCACAUGUUGCCAGAACCUUUUGCCUCAAACAUAUGCAGCAUACUUCCAGAGGUUCUAAGACCUACAAUCACAGUUUUAUUCACUGUAAAUGAGAAAGGAAAAAUGGUAAAAAAAUUUGAAAUUAAGAAAACUCUUGUAAAGUCAUCAAAACAAUUUACCUAUGAUGAGGCACAAAAGAUAAUUAUGAAUAAAACAGAUCCAGUGUUGGAACUGGAGAAGGAUAUUUUAUUGCUUUAUAAAAUAGCCAAAUUUAUCCGAUUUGCAAGGAUUCAAAUUGCCAUGUUUUCUUUACCAAUUGAAACUAAACCGAAUGAAGCACUAGCAACAUUGUCCACUUCAAGAGAGGCACACUAUCUUGUCGAAGAAUUCAUGAUCCUAGCAAAUGUUGCAGUUGCUCAGUAUUUAAGAGGGAUAUUUCCUGAAGUGAUACCAUUGCGUUGCCAGGAGGCACCGUCAAAAGAUUUGAUAGAAAAAUGGAUGGAUGAAAAUAGUCCAGUUCUAAAUAUGGUGCUGCGACUGCAAGGUAUUCACCCACAAAAAGGUCAAGAGAGCAUUGGUCUACAUCAAGUGAGCCAUGUUCUCAGAUAUAGAUAUGUAAUGGCAAUACAAAAAUGGGUAUGGGAAAAUUUGUAUGAAAGUAUAAAACACAACGAUCUGGACACUGCAGAAAAGCUAAUUUGCACAGACGAACUUCAUCCAAUGCAAUGCUUAGCUCUGGAAGAUUGGAUAUCAUUUCAAGAAACUGCUUUCUAUAAAUGUAGUGGGACAACCAAGAAUGCGGAUGAAAUGAUCCAUUUUUCAUUGAAAAUGAACUUUUAUGUGCAUUUCACAUCACCUAUUCGAAGGUACCCUGAUAUUGUAAUAAAUCGACUCGUUCACGCAGCGCUGGAUAACAAUGAAUGUCCCUAUUCAGUAGAGGAAGUGUCAAAUCUUUGUGAAGGAUUCAACAGUAAUAUUCGCCGAGCAAAAAAGUUUCAUAAGCAAUGCCAAAUGAUGUUUUGGGGUUUUCAUUUGAAAAAGAAUCCGCAAGUAGUGCAUGGAAUAGUAAGAGAACUAGAGGAUAAGUCAGUAUCGUUAAUAAUUCCAGGGUUUAGAUCACUGCCAACUUACUGUAAAGAACUCCCUUUGAAUUUACUACAAGUGUCCAGUAAGCCAAAAAAUAUAGAACGUCACGAAAACGAAUAUUUAGUUCUACAAUGGUUAAGGCGACUGUAUGACGUAAAUGGAAAACCACAUGCUAAUUGGAAAAUGCUUUCAUAUAGAGAAAGGGAGACUUUCAGUAAAAAAAUAAAUCCAAAUUUGAAAACGAAGUUUAUACCACAAGAAACGUGGAAAAUAUUCCUUUCAGCGGUUAUAAAAAAUAAACUCCCAGAGCUACGAGAAUUUCUUCUGGACGAAGGGAUCGAAGACUUAAACUUAAAAAAAGAUGGAUAUAAUUUUAUUGAUGGUUGUCAUGAAACAGUGUUUGAUCACACGUCUGAGGUGGAAAGUGGAAACGUUAUUAAACAAGCCUGUGAAUAUAGCAUGACAUUUACACGGGGACAAGUCUUCUGUGUUCAGCUCUCCGCAGAACCCCAAAGGGGAAUACUUUCUCCAACAUUGCAAUUGUUCGAUAUGACCUCUAGCAUAAAUUAUUGUCUGCAACACACCCGUGACCCAAUUAAAUUUCUCUCUAAUUACUCCUCAUUAAAACCGUUACAGACGUACCCAUCCCCUGUCAAGUAUUUGAGUAUUUGGCUUCCGUUAGUAGAAAUGGAGGCAGUGACGUCUGCAGUCGAUGAUGAUUCAAUUUCAAUAAAUAACGUUCAAGUCACAUUUGAAUCUAAGCGUAUUGGACAUUUUAUGAUAGAUAAAAGAUUUGCUGAUCAAAGAGAUAUUGAUUUUAGCGUUAUGUCAGCAAAAUUUGUUUUACAAGGACAAGAUGAACCCGAUCAAAAAGAAUUUAAUAACACCAGUUUUCUGUGUAUUCGAUCAAAGCAUAUGAAUAACAACCCAGUUGGAACAAAUUAUUCUUUGUCCUACAACCCAAACGAUCGAAAUUAUUGUAUACUUCAUGCUCAAGUUACGAAGGUUGAAAAGAUGGAUAAGAAGGAAAAAUCUGAGCCCGAGGAAGAAAAUGGACGGCGAAAAAAUUCAAAAAGCGCAUUGAAAAUUCGUUUUGAGCUUCAUCCUGAUAGCUGUGAUCCAAGUGACGCCAUGCUUUAUACCCACAACCCCUCUCCCUGUACGGUAGAAAUUAUUCCAAAAUCAGAGACAGAUGCACGAAUUCAAGUGGUUCUGGGUUGUAUUGGACAAUCAACAGAUCUGGCCAAAAACAUUGCUCUAAACCAAAGAGCACUCUCUUCUAAGUCUCGUCUAAAUUCAUGGUAUUCUGAUAUAGCCUCUAAAAUGAAUGAUGAAGUAAACAUUCCGAACAUUGUACCAAAUAAUGAAUUCCAGAAAAACGCAAUAAAGAAAUCUCUGUCUUCUACAUUCAGCCUUAUUCAUGGACCACCUGGUACAGGAAAAACCCACACAGGUAUCAAACUUGUUUAUCUAUUUGACAAAAUAAAUUCAAAAAUGGAAGAGGAAGGUCAUUCGAGAAUGCACGUUGUUUUUUGCGGGCCAAACAACAAGUCUGUGGAUUUGGUAGCGAGGUGGAUGCUUCAGAAAUAUGGCGAGGAAUGCCCAGAUAUUGUUCGACUAUAUGGUAAUUCUCUAGAAAGUAAAGUCUUUCCAACACUUGGUAAAUAUUUCUCAAAAAGAGCUUCUUCAAAGGAAUACAAACCGGAUCCAAUGCUGGAAAACAUAUCUGUACAUAAUCUAAUACGGUUGGAGGAUAAACCCUUUUCCGAAGAAAUACGCCGGUACGAUGAACUGUUUCGCAAGUAUGAAUUGGGAGAAUACGAACCCACAUUGGCCGACUUGAAGAAGUACAGAAAAUGGACAAGUGAAGCAACACAAACUGAAAUAAAGCAGCAUCACGUUAUUUUCUGCACCACCGCAGUUGCUACAAGUCCAAGGUUUAUCAAGGCACUUUCUGGAGAGAUACGUCAAUUAAUAAUUGACGAGGCAGGGAUGUGCACAGAACCAGAAAGUGUCGCCGCUGUCAUCGCCACCAAAGCAACACAGGUGGUUCUCAUAGGCGACCACAAACAACUCAGGCCUGUGUUAAAGUCUUCUCAUGCAGCAGAACUGGGUCUUGAAAAAUCUUUAUUCGAAAGAUAUUCAGAGCGAGCAACUAUGCUUCGUAUUCAAUACCGCAUGCAUCCAGGGAUAUGCGAGUUUCCUUCAACUGAAUUUUACGACGGAAGACUUCUGACGGAGUCUUCUCCAAAGUGGGACAUUCCAAACCCUUUAAAGAUAUGGGUAAAUAGAGAUAAAAUACCAAUUGUGUUUUGUCAUAUAGAAGGAGAGGAGGAAUUUCUUACGGUAUCCACUGAGGAGGGAAAUGAGCAGUCCUGUAGCAAUAAACAAGAGGUAGACCAAGUGGUCAAAAUUUUAAAACACCUAAUUGAGAAGGAGAACCUUGACCUAACUGACAAAGAGAAUCUGAAUAUAAUGUCCCAAUACAAUGCUCAGUGUCAUCAGAUAAGGUUAGCUGUGUCCAGCAUAGCAGAGGGGAUAAAUGUCAACACAGUGGUUGCUAGCCAGGGUGGAGAAUGGAAUUACGUCAUUUUCAGUACAGUACGGUCUCUACCACGUUAUCGGAUAGAAGGCAAUCCUACUUUGGGUUGGCGUAAGAAGAGUCUGGGCUUCAUAUCUGAUGAGCAUCAAAUCAAUGUUGCUCUCACCAGAGCAAGACGUGGUCUUAUUAUUAUAGGAAACAAACAUUUACUAUCUUGUGACCCUGUGUGGAAAAAUCUGGUCGAUCACUAUGCCAGAUUGGGUUGUGUUGUUGAUGAAGGCGAAGAGUUUCCAAGACGUGUUUGAAUUCAAAACUGGGCAGUGGUAGAUAUAUACCAAGGUAGACUAUACAAGAAACGUAAUGAAAAAGAAAUCUGCUAUUACAGCAUGAAUUAACGUUUGAAUGACGAAGAACCAUGCUGUGAAAUUUUCAGCACACUCCACAGACAUAAAUCAUCUAUGUGCAAAGCAUUUUAUCAGUGCUCAAAUCCCAUAACGAAA